This is a messenger RNA of Emiliania huxleyi CCMP1516, 1446 nucleotides long. RefSeq lists its product as hypothetical. Gene Ontology annotation, molecular function: antiporter activity. The coding region runs from base 6 to 1097 and encodes 363 amino acids. The record is from RefSeq and is a predicted model, not a curated record. Lineage: Eukaryota; Haptophyta; Isochrysidales; Noelaerhabdaceae. Gene Ontology annotation, cellular component: Golgi apparatus. The transcript has 10 exons.
CAAAUAUGGCGAAAUCCUCCUCGAUGGCCGACAAGCUGGCCCUAGUGCUGCUGUACGUCUUCUGGUUCGUCGGCAACUACUACUACAAUCUCUACAACAAGCAGGCCUCGAUGAAGGCGGGCGGCAAGGACGGCGGCCUCACGGUCACCAUCUCGGUCAUGCAGAUUGUCGUGUGCGCCGCGUGGGCAAUGGGCCUGUGGCUGAUCCGGCGCAACCCGACGCCGCUGCUGGGGCUGAAGGCGCCUGCGCCGCAGCCGCUGCCGGCCAUCACCAAGGCGGACGUCAUCAGCCUCCUCCCGCUCACCUUCUGCUACGCCUUUGCCCACACUGCGGGAGUCGUCGCCCUUACCGCCGGCUCGCCUGCCUUUGGACAAAUUGUCAAGGCCGCGGAGCCGGUCUUUGCCGCCGUCAUCAACACCCUCUUCUACGCCAAGUCGCCCUCGCUCGCAAAGUGGUGCGUGCUGCCGGUGAUUGUCGGCGGCGUCGCCAUCUCGACGCUUAAAAAGGAGAGCGACGGAUCGUACUCGGUGCCGCUCGAUCUGUACGUGCUCGCCUUUGGCUCCGUCAACAACGUCUUUGCCGCGUUCAAGGGGUCCGAGAACCACAGGGCGAUGGCCGCGCCCGGCCUUAAGGACAGGAUCGGCGGCGUGGGGAACCAGUUCGCCCUCACCAACGUCCUCUCGCUUGUCUUCCUGGUGCCGUGUAUGGUCCUGUCCGAGGGCGCCAACUGGCCCAAGUUCGUCGACCUCUUCACCAACGACGACGCCUUCCGGUGGAACUUGUGCCUCUCGGGCAUCACAUUCUACCUCUACAACGAGCUCGCAACCAUGACCAUCAAGGCCACCGGCGCGGUCACCGCGUCCGUCGCAAACACGGCCAAGCGCGCCAUCGUCAUCGUCGGCAUGGCCAUCGCGCUGGGCAACCCGCUCAAGCUCGAGGAGAAGGUGGGCGCAUCGACGGCGAUCGCGGGCGUCUUCAUCUAUUCGGUCAUCGACGAGCUCCUCGGCAAGAAGGGCGCCGGCGCUGGGCCAAAGGUCAACAACCCGAUGGCGAGCCCCGCCAUGUCGACCCGCUCGAGGACGAAGAAGGUGGCGUGAGCUGAGGCCGGGCACUCCCCCACGCCCGUCCUCCUGCCCGAAUACCUAGCCAGCCGCUCUCCGCUCCCCGAGCCUCGCCCUCGCUCUCUCCCCGCGCCACCACGAGCUCGCGCGGGCGGGGGAGGGGGGAGGGGGGGACUUUCUCUCCUUGCAUCGUACACACAAUUUGGGCGCCGCGCACCGCUGCUCCAGGUUGCGUGGUAUUGCGUUACCGACUGGGCCGCGAGUCGCUCAGCGCGGCGCGGCUCUUUCCGUCAGUACACGGCCGGGGCGCAUAUACGUAGAAUGUCGCGCCGGGGGACGGGCAAUCUGACUCGUUAAGAAACUAGAGAGGCCGUUCAUUCAUUCU